AUGUGGGUAAAGCUGUACGUAAUUUUCAUUUUUGUCGUACAUUUCGUAUUAAUAACAUCGAGAGAUGUAAAUGAAAGUGAGAGAGCAUCUCGUGCCGCGUUUAUACAGAAGCUAUUAAAUAAACAAAAACAUUUAGAAGGAAGAAUUAAGCUCCUCGGAGGGUCCAAUAAAUUUGAAGGUAACGUCUACAUUUACCACGGCGGCCGUUGGGGUACCGUGUGUGAUGACUCGUGGGAUGAUGCAGCAGCACACGUGGUAUGUCGUCUCUUCAAUAGAACUGGUAUCGCUACUCAUGGUUCACAGUUCGGCGAGGCCUUAGAAAGAUAUUGGAUGGACGAUGUUGUAUGCGAAGGUACUGAACAUUCUUUACCACAAUGUAUUUUUACCGGAUGGGGUGCAUCUGAUUGUGACGUUACCGAAGUUGCUGGGGUGAUUUGCACAGAAAACACUGAUAGCACUUUAAAUAAUAAGGAUAGAUCCACUUUACAUCUUCAUGAAGCGAUUGAUCUACGAACGGCAAGUCUAAGGCUAGUUGGAGGAAGGAACAGUCGUGAAGGGAGAAUUGAAAUCUACUACAAUGGAGUAUGGGGCAGUAUUUGUCCAGAUGGAUGGACUUUAUACGAAGCAUCAGCAGUUUGCCGUCAUUUAGCCCUGGGACACGCUGAACAGGCGCUACAAACAGACUAUUUUGGGAGUUCCAGAAUUAUCCUCAGUGGAGUUCAAUGUGAAGGGAACGAAACUAAUAUCUUCAUGUGCAAAUACCAGGAUUUCGGUGAUGUCACUUGUCCCGGAAAAAAUGGUCAUGUAGCUGCAGUGGUUUGUACGUAUUAUUUAGCUGAUCUCGUUCUUGAUACGACGGCUAUAGAGAUGACAGCGCAUUUACAGGAUGUUCCAAUGUUUCAAUUGCAAUGUGCGAUGGAAGAAAACUGCCUCAGCAAAUCAGCUUAUGAGAUACAAAAAACAAAUGCGAACUGGCAGUUUGAAACUCGACGCUUGCUUAGGUUCACUGCUUCCUCACUCAAUAUAGGGAAUGCGGAAUUUCGACCAUACCUGCCCAAGCAUUUGUGGCAAUGGCACCUCUGUCAUAUGCAUUAUCAUAGCAUGGAAGUGUUUGCUACUUUCGACGUCUUGGACACAGCAGGACGUCGAAUUGCUGAAGGCCAUAAAGCAUCAUUCUGUUUAGAGGACAACACUUGCUUAUCUGGUGUAGAUAAAAAGUAUUCUUGCAAGAAUUAUGGAGACCAAGGUGUUUCAGUUAAUUGUUCAGAUAUAUACCAAUACAAUAUCGACUGCCAGUGGGUCGACGUGACGGACGUAGCGCCUGGCGACUACACGUUUAAAGUGGCUGUCAACCCUCACGCCAGAGUGGCAGAACAAAACUACCACAAUAACGCCGCCUCGUGCGUACUUCGUCUUACUGAAACCUACGCUUAUGUAUACAAAUGUACUUUACAAAGACCA
Molecule: messenger RNA, 1461 nt
Organism: Brenthis ino (lesser marbled fritillary)
Lineage: Eukaryota; Metazoa; Arthropoda; Insecta; Lepidoptera; Nymphalidae
Source: the annotation of a GenBank genome assembly